GUUUUUUUGAGGUGGUCUCGAAAAAAAAAAUGCCAAUGUCUGCCGGCGCGGAGCAGCAGGGUAUCGACACCCGCGGCGUUGUGGCGGCCGCGAUUGCAGAUCCACUGCGCGUGAACGAGUUCUAUGCAGCGCGGCUGCUCCCCUUUGCCAGCGGGGCUGCCGAGCACCAGGACCCCGCCGCGGCUGCCGCUUUGCACGGCGGCGAUGACAUCACCAGCGGCAGCGCGGCAGGCGGCCAUCCGAGCCCCUACGACGCCAGCAGCACAGCCCGAGUCACUGGCGCCGCCGCUGCGCACUUCUUCCGCAGCGCAGGCCUGCCCGACGACCUGAUGGCUCAGACCCGCUACGUCGCCGAGUAA
Messenger RNA from Capsaspora owczarzaki ATCC 30864, 359 nucleotides. RefSeq lists its product as hypothetical. The transcript is spliced from 3 exons. Bases 30 to 359 code for a protein of 109 amino acids. NCBI's taxonomy places the organism in Eukaryota, Filasterea, Ministeriida, Capsasporidae. The record is from RefSeq and is a predicted model, not a curated record.